GGGGGCCGCGGCCGCCCCCAGCCCUGCGCGGCGCGGGGGGGGCGGGCGCGGGCGGGAGCCCGGCCCACGGGCGGGAGCGGAGCGGGGCGGAGCGGGAGCGGCGCUGGGCACCUCAGCCGGGCUGGCAGCGGCGGCAGGAGCGCGGCACGCCGGGGCACCGCACCUCCGCAAUUGCGCCGCAGCCCGGGGCCAGAGCUGCUCUGUAUGGCAUGUGGCUGGUAACUUUUCUCCUGCUGUACUCUUUGCCGAAAGCACGCGCUGAAGAUGUUGGAACCAGCCUCUACUUUGUGAACGACUCCUUGCAGCAGGUCACCUUCUCCAGCACAGUGGGGGUGGUGAUCCCCUGCCCGGCAGCAGGGUCACCCAGCGCCGUCCUUCGGUGGUACCUGGCCACAGGUGACGACAUCUACGAUGUGCCCCACAUCCGGCAUGUCCAUGCCAAUGGGACUUUGCAGCUCUACCCCUUCUCGCCAUCAGCCUUCAACAGCUUCAUCCACGACAACGACUACUUCUGCACCGCAGAGAACUCGGCUGGCAAGAUCAGGAGCCCAAAUAUCCGUGUUAAAGCAGUUUUCAGGGAACCGUACACCGUUCGGGUGGAGGACCAAAGGUCGAUGCGUGGAAACGUGGCUGUUUUCAAGUGCCUCAUCCCCUCUUCAGUGCAGGAAUAUGUUAGCGUUGUAUCCUGGGAGAAAGACACCGUUUCUAUCAUCCCAGAAAAUAGGUUUUUUAUUACUUCUUAUGGAGGUUUGUACAUAUCGGACGUGCAGAAGGAAGAUGCCUUGUCCACCUACAGGUGUAUCACCAAGCACAAGUACAGCGGGGAGACGCGGCAGAGCAACGGCGCCCGGCUCUCGGUCUCAGACCCGGCGGAGUCCAUCCCCACGAUGUUAGACAGCUUCCAGUCCAGGGAGGUGAAGGCGGGCCGGCUGGUGGAGCUGCCCUGCAUCGCCUCGGGCUACCCCAACCCGGCCGUGCGGUGGAUCAAGGACGGGCGGCCGCUCCCCGCCGACAGCCGCUGGAGCAAGCGCAUCACGGGGCUGACCAUCAGCGACCUCCGCGUGGAGGACAGCGGCACCUACAUCUGCGAGGUGACCAACACCUUCGGCUCCGCAGAGGUCACGGGCACCCUCACGGUCAUAGACCCUCUGCGUGUGACCCUCACACCAAAGAAGCUCAAAACAGGCAUCGGCAGCACCGUCAUCCUCUCUUGUGCCCUCAGCGGGUCCCCCGAGUACGUCAUCCGCUGGUACCGCAACACGGACCUGGUGGCGGUGGAUGACUACAUCUCCAUCCGGGGCAUCAGCAACGAGACCCUGCUCAUCACGGCCGCUCAGAAGAGCCACUCUGGCGCCUACCAGUGCUUCGCCACCCGCAAGUCCCAGACGGCACAGGACUUCUCCAUCAUCACGCUGGAGGAUGGGACCCCCCGCAUCGUCUCCUCCUUCAGCGAGAAGGUGGUCAACCCCGGGGAGCAGUUCUCCCUGAUGUGCGCCGCCAAGGGGGCCCCGCCGCCGACCGUCACCUGGGCGCUGGACGAUGAGCCCAUCCCGCGGGACAGCGGCCACCGCUCCAACCAGUACACCAUGUCCGACGGCACCACCGUGAGCCACAUGAACGUGACGGGCCCGCAGAUCAAGGACGGCGGCGUGUACCGGUGCACCGCGCGGAACUCGGUGGGCAGCGCCGAAUACCAAGCGCGAAUAAACGUAAGAGGUCCCCCGAGCAUCCGCGCCAUGAAGAACAUAACAGCGGUCGCGGGUAGGGACACUUUCAUCAACUGCAGGGUCAUCGGGUACCCCUAUUACUCCAUCAAGUGGUACAAGGACUCCCUGCUGCUGCCCGAUAACCACCGCCAAGUGGUCUUUGAGAACGGCACCCUGAAGCUGAUGGAUGUGCAGAAAGGCAUGGACGAAGGGGAGUACCUGUGCAGCGUGCUGAUCCAGCCCCAGCUCUCCAUCAGCCAGAGCGUCCACGUCACCGUCAAAGUCCCUCCGCUGAUCCAGCCCUUCGAGUUCCCGCCAGCCUCCAUCGGACAGCUCCUCUACAUCCCCUGCGUGGUCUCCUCCGGGGACAUGCCCAUCCACAUCACCUGGAGGAAGGACGGGCACGUCAUCCUCUCCGGCUCUGGGGUCACCAUCGAGAGCAAGGAGUUCAUGAGCUCCCUGCAGAUCUCCAGUGUCUCCCUCAAGCACAACGGGAACUACACCUGCAUCGCCAGCAACGACGCUGCCACCGUCAGCCGGGAGCGGCAGCUGAUCGUGCGGGUGCCUCCUCGUUUUGUGGUCCAGCCCAACAACCAAGAUGGCAUUUACGGCAAAGCCGGGGUGCUGAACUGCUCUGUUGAUGGGUACCCCCCUCCGAAAGUCAUGUGGAAGCACGCCAAAGGAAGUGGCAACCCCCAGCAGUACCACCCCAUCCCCCUGACGGGCCGCAUCCAGAUCCUGCCCAACAGCUCCCUGCUCAUCCGCCACGUGCUGGAGGAGGACAUCGGCUACUACCUCUGCCAGGCCAGCAACGGCGUGGGCACGGACAUCAGCAAGUCCAUGUUCCUCACUGUCAAGAUCCCAGCCAUGAUCACCUCCCACCCCAACACCACCAUCGCCAUCAAGGGCCAGACCAAGGAGCUGAACUGCACGGCGCGGGGCGAGCGGCCCAUCAUCAUCCGCUGGGAGAAGGGGGACACCGUCAUCGACCCCGACCGCAACAUGCGCUACGCCAUCACCACCAAGGACAACGGCGACGAGGUCAUCUCCACCCUCAAGCUGAAACCAGCCGACCGUGGGGACUCCGUCUUCUUCUCCUGUCACGCCAUCAACUCCUACGGCGAGGACAGAGGCUUGAUCCAGCUCACUGUCCAAGAGCCCCCUGACCCGCCCGAGCUGGAGAUCCGUGAGGUGAAAGCCCGGAGUAUGAAUUUGCGAUGGACGCAGCGGUUCGACGGCAACAGCAUCAUCACCGGGUUCGAUAUCGAGUACAAGAACAAGUCAGAUUCCUGGGAUUUUAAGCAGUCUACACGCAACAUCUCCCCGACCAUCAACCAGGCCAACAUCGUGGACCUGCACCCCGCCUCGGUGUACAGCAUCCGCAUGUACUCCUUCAACAAGAUCGGGCGCAGCGAGCCCAGCAAGGAGCUCACCAUCAGCACCGAGGAAGCAGCUCCCGAUGGCCCCCCGAUGGAUGUCACCUUGCAGCCGAUCACGUCCCAGAGCAUCCAGGUCACGUGGAAGGCUCCGAAGAAGGAGCUGCAGAACGGGGUGAUCCGCGGCUACCAGAUCGGCUACCGGGAGAACAGCCCGGGCAGCAACGGGCAGUACAGCAUCGUGGAGAUGAAGGCCACGGGGGACAGCGAGGUUUACACCCUGGACAACCUCAAGAAGUUUGCGCAGUACGGGGUGGUGGUGCAGGCCUUCAACCGCGCGGGCACGGGGCCCUCGUCCAGCGAGAUCAACGCCACCACGCUGGAGGAUGUUCCCAGCCAGCCCCCCGAGAACGUGCGGGCCAUCUCCAUCACCUCGGACGUGGCCGUGAUCUCCUGGUCGGAGCCCCCGCGCAGCACCCUCAACGGGGUGCUCAAGGGCUACCGGGUCAUCUUCUGGUCCCUCUACAUGGACGGAGAGUGGGGCGAGAUGCAGAACAUCACGACCACGCGGGAGCGAGUGGAGCUGCGGGGCAUGGAGAAGUUCACCAACUACAGCGUGCAGGUGCUGGCCUACACCCAGGCGGGGGACGGCGUCCGCAGCAGCGUGCUCUACAUCCAGACCAAGGAGGACAUUCCAGGUCCCCCAGCUGGGAUCAAGGCUGUGCCAUCCUCUGCCAGCAGCGUGGUGGUGUCCUGGCUGCCGCCAGCCAAGCCCAACGGGAUCAUUCGGAAGUACACCAUCUUCUGCUCCAGCCCCGGCUCGGGGCAGCCGGCUCCCAGCGAGUACGAGACCAGCCCGGACCAGCUCUUCUACCGCAUCGCCCACCUGAACCGGGGGCAGCAGUACCUGCUCUGGGUGGCCGCCGUCACCUCCGCCGGCCGCGGCAACAUCAGCGAGAAGGUCACGAUCGAGCCUGCGGGCAAAGCCCCCGCCAAGAUCAUCUCCUUCGGAGGCACCGUCACCACGCCGUGGAUGAAGGACGUGAGGCUGCCGUGCAACUCGGUCGGGGAGCCGGUCCCUGCCAUUAAGUGGACCAAGGACAGCGAGGACUCUGCCAUCCCGGUGACGGUGGACGGCCACCGCCUGAUCCAGGCCAACGGGACGCUGGUGCUGCGCUCGGUGAAAGCCGAGGACUCCGGCUACUACACCUGCACUGCCACCAACACCUGGGGCUUUGACACCAUCAUCAUCAACCUGCUGGUGCAAGUGCCCCCGGACCAGCCCCGCCUGACCGUCUCCAAAACCUCGGCAUCGUCCAUCACGCUGGCCUGGAUCCCUGGGGACAACGGGGGCAGCUCCAUCCGAGGCUUCGUGCUCCAGUACUCGGUGGACAACAGCGAGGAGUGGAAGGACGUGUUCAUCAGCUCCUCCGAGCGCUCCUUCAAGCUGGAGAGCCUCAAGUGUGGCACGUGGUACAAGGUGAAGCUGGCGGCCAAGAACAGCGUCGGCGCCGGCCGCAUCAGCGAGAUCAUCGAGGCCAAGACCCACGGCAGAGAGCCCUCCUUCAGCAAGGACCAGCACCUCUUCACCCACAUCAACUCCACGCACGCCAGGCUGAACCUGCAGGGCUGGAGCAGCGGGGGCUGCCCCAUCACGGCCAUCGUGCUGGAGUACCGGCCCAAGGGCAACUGGGUGUGGCAGAGCCUGCGCACCAACAGCUCCAGCGAGGUGUUCCUGACCGAGCUGCGCGAGGCCACCUGGUACGAGCUGCGCAUGAAGGCCUGCAACAGCGCCGGCUGCGGCAACGAGACCACGCAGUUCGCCACGCUCGACUACGACGGCAGCACCAUCCCCCCGAUCAAGUCCGCCCAAGGGGAAGGUGAUGAUGUGAAGAAGCUCUUUACCAUCGCCUGCCCCGUGAUCCUGGCCACACUGGGAGUGGCCCUGCUCUUCAUCAUCCGCAAGAAGAGGAAGGAGAAGCGGCUGAAGAGGCUGAGAGAUGCGAAGAGUUUGGCAGAAAUGCUGAUCAGCAAGAAUAACCGCAGCUUUGACACGCCGGUGAAGGGGCCCCCGCAGGGCCCCCGCCUGCACAUCGACAUCCCGCGGGUGCAGCUCCUCAUCGAGGACAAGGAGGGCAUCAAGCAGCUGGGGGAUGACAAAGCCACGAUCCCGGUGACGGACACGGAGUUCAGCCAGGCCGUGAACCCCCAGAGCUUCUGCACGGGCGUCUCUCUGCAUCACCCAGCCCUGAUCCAGAACACGGGGCCCCUCAUCGACAUGUCCGACAUCCGCCCCGGCACCAACCCCGUGUCGAGGAAGAGCGUGAAGUCUGCGCACAGCACCCGCAACCGGUACUCCAGCCAGUGGACACUCACCAAGUGCCAGGCGUCCACCCCCGCGCGGACCCUCACCUCGGACUGGAGGACAGUGGGCUCCCAGCACGGCAUCACGGUCACCGAGAGUGACAGCUACAGCGCCAGCCUCUCGCAGGACACAGACAAGGGCCGGAACAGCAUGGUGUCCACGGAGAGCGCCUCGUCCACCUACGAGGAGCUGGCGCGCGCCUACGAGCACGCCAAGCUGGAGGAGCAGCUGCAGCACGCCAAGUUCGAGAUCACCGAGUGCUUCAUUUCCGACAGCUCCUCGGACCAGAUGACCACGGGCACCACGGACAACGCCGACAGCAUGACCUCCAUGAGCACCCCGUCCGAGCCCGGCAUCUGCCGCUUCACCGCCUCCCCGCCCAAGCCCCAGGACAGCGAGCGGGGCAAGGGCGUGGCCGUGCCCAUCCCACACCGCGCCAGCAAGAGUGACUACUGCAACCUCCCGCUGUACGUCAAGUCGGAGGCCUUCUUCCGCAAGCCCGACGCGCACGAGCCGUGCCCGGUGGUGCCACCGCGGGAAGCCUCCAUCCGCAACCUGGCCCGGGCGUACCACGCGCAGGCCCGGCACAUGACGCUGGAGCCCGGCGCCAAGCCCCUGGGGCUGCCUCCCCCAGCCUCCGCCGCAACCACCUUACCUCAGAGGACUCUCCCCAUGCCCGGCCCGGCCGGCCCCGCACCCGCGCCCGCCGCCAGCGCCGCCCCGGCUCCCCCCGUGGCCGCCGAGCCCCCCGUGGCCGCCGCGGCCGCCGCCGAGGCGCGGGUGCCCACGCACUCCAAAGUGGGGGGCUCCAGGGACUCACUGCUGGAGAUGAGCACGUCGGGGGUAGGCAGGUCUCAAAAACAGGGUGCCGGAGCCUACUCCAAGUCCUACACGCUGGUGUAGGGCCGCCGCCGGAUGCUGCUCGUUUCCCCACGCCGUUUAUAUUAAAUUAACAAACUUGUACAUAACGGACUCUUUUGUAUAAAUGAAGCUAUUUUCUUCUUCUCCGAACAGAAAAAGAAACCAGGGCACAAAGAAUUUGAUGUUACAGAUUUAAAAAUAUAAUAUAUAUGUAAACAUAUAUAUAUAUUUCACAUCAUUUUGAAAGGGGCACAAGGAAAGACUCAGCGACUUUUUUUUUUUUUUCUCUCCCUGAUCUUGUCGGUGGUUUUAAAAAAAGGAACGUCUCCGAGACAUUGCAUGCUAUUUUACUGUUCUGAAAACAGCAGGAGUUGCUUCAAUUUGCAAAUGCUUAUGUGUUAAUACCUUUUUCUAUGAAAAAAAACCCAGCGCUGUGUGCAAUAAAGGUUAUGUUUAUACACGGGGCGUUUGUGAAGUGAGCAGGGAAUUAGGCAGAGCAGGGUUGGGGCAGGAAGAUGGAGAGGGACAGCCCAGGGCAGCCAAAGUGAAAAAAUACCAAGACAAGGGGUUAAAUAUUAAAGAAUAAUAAGGUAUGUACUCACCUGCAGAGCUGAGGGGCAGGAGGAAGGUCCUGGAAGGAACUGGAGCAGGGUCCGGGGAAUGGUUCCAUGGAGCAGGACAGACCAGCCAAGGCCAGACUGUGCCACAGCACUGAGAGCAGCACCAAGUCCAGCUCCAGCCCAGGACAAACCAUGGUGCCAAACAGGAGUCCUGGUCCAGCUUGUCCAGAGGAGUGAACGGCUGCCCAAACCCUCGAGAGGCACAGCACAGCUCUGGCAGCUCACGGUGAGUGCAGGGUGGCUCCAGCAUCGGAUCCAGCAUCCAGCAACUCCUCCGAGCAGGAUCUUCUUCCCUGGGAUUGUCACAGCCCUGCCUGGGAGCAGGAGAAGGAGCACGGCUGUCCCUGGUCACAGCUGGAACGUGUCACGGUGAAUCCAGCACAGCCUGAGCCCGGUCAAUCCAGCACAGAGCAACGCUCGAGGUGUCUCUGCCUCCCUGAACUGUGGUGGAUCGUGGCUCAGGCACUGCACAGGUGCCACAGGACAUGGGGCAGCCCAGAGAACCACAGUGAGACCCAGCACCACCUCACCCUUGAAUUUGUUCUUAUUCUCCCCUUAGUUUUCACCACCAGCCACACCAAUAUCAGACCAAAGAAAUGCAGAUUCUACUUCCCCCCUUUCAUACAAAGUUUGAAAGCAAGAGCACUUGAAGCCCCAGAGCUGCCAGCCCUCCUUACCUGCUCCAAGGACAAAAAAUAGCUCAGGCCAUUAUUAACUCUUCUUUUAGUUACUCAAAGCAGAACUUCACCUUUUUGAGGAGCUUCUGGUGCUAUCUGAGGUCUAAUGAAAUAACUGCUCUUUCAUUUCCUUUUUUCCUGUAAUUUAUAAGCUCAAGUUUUCAUUACUUUCCCAUCCACGCUUGCUACCAACUGGUUCCAGCACUUUCCUUACAAACAGAUACAUUUCCUAUUUUAGCUCAAAGCAGUUGGAGUAUUACACACACAUUUGUACCAUUCUCUUUUUUUUUUUUUUUUUUCUCUUGACAGGGUUUAAUUCAUCAGCUAUAAUCAAGCACUGCAGAGGUCAUUUUUUCAACCUCUCUCUCCUUGAUUUUUUUUUUUUUUAAUUACAGUACCCAAAUUAAAAUGACAUGCAAAUACAGUGAUGUUACUGCAGCUUCCACGUGCAGCUCUGCAGUGCCCUUCCCAGCCUGCUGGCACACUGGUCAGCACAUCCUCCUUUGCCAUCUGGUUCUUCCUAACUAAGGUAACUCCUGGAAUCCUGCAGAGCUGGAAGCGCCUUGGCCAGAGCCUGGCAGCUGCUCACCUCUGGGGCUUGAGAAACAAGCUGCCAGGACAAUUUCUUGUGCCCAUUUUUUAUAUUUUUUGGCCAUUAUUCAGGUCCCACUCAGAGCCAACCUCUGUCAAGGAACAUCCCGUAUGGAGAGGGGCACCCUUCCCAGCCAGGCUGGUGGGGAGGCAUCAGAGCAAAUAACAUUUAUAAACCAUUAUAUAAUAGAGGUUUUAAAGAAAACCAAGUGCCCAGCCCUUACACCAGGAUCACAGCCAGGCAGCACCUCCAAAAUACCAACCCCAGGCUUAGAAUAGAAAUAGAAGGGGAAAAUAGAAUUAAAAAUAGAAGAGGCAAGAAAAGGCAAGCGUGUUCAGCUGUGACAGUAAGCAGAUUAGCAAGAUAAAAAGAGGAACAGAUUAACAGAGAUUAAUACAACUUUAUUGGAAUUGGCUAGUACAGAUUUCCUUCUACAUCCCAGCAAGGACUCCCCCUUCCCUUCCCCAGCGGGCACAAGCCCUGGCCUUGCACACUUUAACCCAGCACAAGUUUCCAGCACUCCCCCGUGAGCCCCCUGCUCUCAGGGAGCCCCCUGCCCUUCAGCACAGCAGGAUGUGAAGGAGAACAGCCCACUCAGGCCAUGCCAGCCCAGCUCUGCCCUCCCACAGCAGAGAAGAGGCCACCGAGCUCAGAAAUGCACCAGGAGACCCGGCCAGGGGCUGGGUGGGCUCCAAGGCCAACAGCAGCAUCACCAGGGGUCAGCCUCAGGACAGUCCCACCCAGAGCCUGCUUUUUCCCCAAGAAAAGGUAAGACCAGCUCCCAGCUCACCUCCUGCUCCCCUCACAGCCUGCAGCACAUUCCCUUGGCAGUGUCCCACUCCAGGCUGGCCCCUGGGCACCGCAGAGCAGGGGACAAAGGCAGAGUCCAGCCCUCACCAGUUUCCACCCCGCUCCGGAGGCAGAGUGGAGGCAAGGGGAGGCUCCUGGGGUGGAACAAGCCCCAGGUGGGCAGUGAGCAGCCUGCACAAGCAGCCCCUGCUGUGCAGGACCCCCUCCCACCCACACAGCUGCUGGGGCUCACAGCCCCACCCAAGGGUGGCCGAGGCUCCCAAAUGUGCUGUCACCCCUGUGCCCUGUCCCCAACAGCCCCAGAGCAGCUGUACCCUGCCCCACACAGUGACGCUGGCUGGGGAAGGACUGAGCAGGACAGAGAACUCCCUGUGAGCACCAACACGAGGGCAGAGAACCUACAGCUGCAGCAGGAGCUACGUAUGGGGGCAGGUUCAGUCACCACGGCCCCAAAGAUGUCUCUGGGGUACAGAACAGACGAAGAGGAGGGACAGUGCAGGCCACAGGUGGCUGCUGUGGCUACUUCUUCUCCUGCUUCUGCUGCUGGUACCUCCUGAAGUGGGUCUGGAUGGUGAUGGCUGCCCUCUCAGAAGGGUCAGUGACCUUGCUGUCCUUGCUGGCAUCAGGGGUCGCG
Prinia subflava (tawny-flanked prinia) is the source of this 9641-nucleotide messenger RNA. It is a transcript of the gene DSCAML1, whose product is annotated as DS cell adhesion molecule like 1. The transcript has 33 exons. Gene Ontology annotation, biological process: axon guidance; homophilic cell-cell adhesion; dendrite self-avoidance. Gene Ontology annotation, cellular component: plasma membrane; axon. NCBI's taxonomy places the organism in Eukaryota, Metazoa, Chordata, Aves, Passeriformes, Cisticolidae. The record is from RefSeq and is a predicted model, not a curated record. Gene Ontology annotation, molecular function: cell-cell adhesion mediator activity. The coding region runs from base 210 to 6350 and encodes 2046 amino acids.